Amoebophrya sp. A25 is the source of this 3769-nucleotide messenger RNA. Lineage: Eukaryota; Dinophyceae; Syndiniales; Amoebophryaceae. The record is from the annotation of a GenBank genome assembly.
UGGUACUGGGGUGUCUGGAGGAUCGGGAGUACUCGCAGGCGGUCCUGCAGGUGCUAAGAGCAACAACCUAGUAGCUGCAGGCGCAGCGGACGGCUCCUUCCUAAGGACUUCUCUACGUGCAUCAAAUGCUGGCGGAAAGAAACUUCCUAGUAAGAGUCCAAGUGCAGGAGUUGUCACCUUCGCAGAAGUCCCGGAUGUUGUUCAUACACACGACCAAGACGUCGCAGGAGGUCAUCCUCAUAGUCAACAAGGCUUUGGUGGAGGUAGGAAUAGUACAACUGCUGUUUUUGGAGGAAGUGCCACAGGUGGAGCAGGAGUGGGUCUAGUGGUUCCUCCGGGACAUACGUUCUUGCAGCAUCAGAUUGAGCGACUAGCGGCUGCCGCGGUGAGGAACGUCGCGAAAGCAAAGGCUUCAGGUGCGCGUGGUCGGGAAAGCGUGGCGUCUCUAGCGCGGUCGUCGGUUAGCAGUGGGAUUUUGGAAGCCGGUGGAACCACUCCUGGCUCCGAUGAUGAUGUCCUACUCGGUGCCGUCAGUCUAGACUCCGCAGGCGGCCGUCGAUUCCUGGACACUCAAAGAGCACUAGAGGAAGCGGAAACACUCAAUUUGCGUACUAGCAGAAAGAGCGAGGGUGGAGUAAGUUCUCUCCGAGGACAGGCUGAUGAUGUCAACGUAGUUAAGGGUUACCACAUUGCAUUCUUCACUACCAUCCUUGACUAUUUUUCCAGUAGGAAAAGGGUCAGGGAUGAUCUGAAGGAUGCAAUGUCGCAACCUCUAACGUAGGUAAUGUUGAAAGUAACGAUGUCGUUGUUGGUUCAACAUCUGGAUCUGCAAGUAGUGGAGUCUCAAUUACAAGAACAGGAGAAGGUGCCGUUUUAGCGAGUAGCGGUAGUGCAGAUCAUGUUCCUAUGGCUGCUGAAGCUCCAGAUGCUCCUGUGGCUGUUGAAGCUGCUACUCCAGGAGUGGAGGAGCCACCUGAACCAGUGGAGGAAGCCACCGCACUGGAUGGCACUGAAUUUCUGGCGCUGAUGUGCACGUUACCGCAUGUGAAGCCGGAUGACUUCGCAAAGGAGUUCAUUAAGGCUUACAGCAGUGGUCAUCCUAAAAAGAAGCAUCUUUGACCCCUUUCUAAGGUGGAAACGCGUCAGCGAUGCAGCCCGUCAAGAUGAAUAAAUAUAAGUAAAAAGGUCUAAGUUGAGGCAGUUUUGGAAUAACUUGCUGACAUCUCCUGCAAAUACUGGAGGAGGCAACCCUUUAUUUCAAGGUGGUGUGCCUUUUGCUGCGGCUCCAAGUGGGAAUUUUGGUUAUGUUGGUAUUGAAUGGACAAGAUUGAAAGACGAAGAUUCUACUUCAUGCAGAGUUGCAGAGGAGUAGAGAAGAUCUAGUACUAGUAAUUAGACUCGGGUCUUCUGCUUCGACAUCAAUUCAAGAACUUCAAGAUCAUCGGCCAUCUUUCACAUUUAUAUUCUUCUACAACAUUUACUACUCUCUAAUUCUACAUCUACUAGCACUUUCUAAUCCCCCAGAAGCGCAGCGCUCUCCUCCACAUUAAACCUUGUGUCUCCUGGCACGUCUGGAGGUGCUAGAGCUCAAACUUUAGAAGUACUCAAGGACUGUGUCUUAGCGCUCUAUGAUGAAGGAAUAUUUCCCGCCGACGACUUCGUGAGACGCGCUCAAGUCGCUGUAACCAGGAAAGAGAUACCGCAACCAAAUGAAUGUUAAGGAUAGUCGAUCACUAUCAAUCUGGUUGUUCUUGUGUGGACUCUGCUGAACAGUAGUUGUUCUUGUGUGGACUCUCCUGAACAGAAACAGUGCAUUCCCCUUAUAAACAUACAAAAGGCCGCAAGGAAUAUAAGGAAAAGGAAUCCAGUCAAGAACCAUGGAUGGUUACUUACAACUGUCUACCUCUAAGAAUGGUUUCUACGAGCUAUGGAGAUGCUGUUGGCAUUGUCGGAACGACGAACAGUAGCGCAAAUGCAAGCUCAUGAUUGCGCCGCAGACCUGGCGAAGUGGCUACAUCUGUUUACUAUGUUGGAGAGGAAGAGGGAAACCGAGAAGAUUGCGAAGGCGAAAGAUUAUGAGCAUCAACAAGCCUGUAGAAACAGCUAGUACACAAGCCUAUAGAACGUGCAAUUUAAGCCCAUAAUUUCCUUUCACCCGCUCCUGCUAUGAUGUUGAUCUACUUGAUCUUCUACUUAUUCAUAUCAUUUCAUAGAAUUCACACUUUCUUGCAGGAACAGCUCUCCACCUCUCGCUCCUUCCCUCCUUCAAAUGCCAGUCGAGGAGAUCGUUUCUCUGGUGCAUACGACGCAAAUGGAGAUUGAGACCCUGUUGAUGCAAUGCCAGGAGGAACUAGGGCUUCAAGAAAGAUUAGUGGAGGAUUGGCAGGCGGAGAUUAUGACAAGACGGGUUACUGGUUAAUACUUAGAUGUCCUUAGAAGAACGGACAGAGUCAGAGAUAUUGUACCUUGUUUAUCAAUCUCGGAAAAAAGAGGGGCUUCUUCUAAAUGACCACCUCGACCGAGAUAUCGCAUCUACUCAUCUAACAACAGCAAACUCCUGAAACGUGAUCGUCGCAAGAUCCGGGUCAAGAUCAACAAGCUAGACGCCGAACAAGCACGCGAGAGGGAGAAAUGUGCGGAGUUUCUCAGUAAGAUGCUCGAACGAGACUGCGAACUACAAAAACUAGCACAAGUGAUUCCACGAUAUUAUGACCCUAUCAUGUCUUGCUGGUCGAUGUACUUGACCGACCCUAUCAUGUCUUGCUGUUCGAUGUACUUAAUAGUGCUUCUCCUCAAGAAACCUUCCUCUGAAUUUGGUCGAUGUACUUAGUCCUUCUCCUCAAGAAACUACCUUGACCUUCAUGAUCCUCUUUUGUUUUAAUCUUCCAAUUCCAUGAGCUUCAUCAAGUGAUAUUAAACUACUGUGCAUCUAUAAGUCUACACUUUCCUUCGUACUAGAAGUCCCUUGAACACUUUCCGGGACUGAAGAAACUUCGUUCCAAACCUCCUUUUUCCUCCUGCCUUUUCAUACUCCCGCAAGCCUAGAGGAGGAAAUUGAAGCUUAUACGGAGGAGAACGAAGAAUUGGAGGAAUUGCUCGGCGAAAUCAUAACCCAAAGCGAAAACCGAGUGCGGGAACAGAGUUUGCAGUUGGAGGCUUGUGAUGCGGCAGGGAAAGCCAUGAUGGGAGAGGUCGAGAGCGUCUUGACAGCCUACACCGCGGCUUGCGCAAACGCAGACAAACGGGUUGAGGAUAUCUAUCCAUACGCCAAAGUCCCGACCAGGCCAGGGGGAUAUAGUUACUACCGUGCUCCUGGAGAACCACAAGCGGCAACAGCAGUACGCGAAAAGGAGCUGCGAAACCGACGACAAAGUGUGGAAACGUGCGCUGCCAAGUUGCAAAAACUCAUGCCUGGGGUUGUGAAGUGACUCUGAAUUGCUUAUAUUAUAAAUAUCUAGUGGAUCACGCGCAUUGCGCAAGUACUAGUUACCGAUAAAUAUAAACGAGUUCACCCUAAUCUCCUCAAGUUGUACCAAUCAUGCAGCAACCGAAGACAGCAGAGCUGUAUAGCAGCUACAUCAAAGUAAGAAGUGAGUCCGUGCUAGAUGCGAGUGAAAACAUCGAAAGUAAAAGAAUCGACCUUUCAACAAGUUGAAGUAAGAUAAGAAACCUAUUUUGAGUAUACCGAGUGAGAGUGACCAUCCAAUUGCAAGUUGAAUUGAUGCAUCAAGCAAGUGAGAAUCCUGAACCUGAUGCUUUCUUAGGGUAA